Molecule: messenger RNA, 1372 nt
Organism: Oldenlandia corymbosa var. corymbosa
Lineage: Eukaryota; Viridiplantae; Streptophyta; Magnoliopsida; Gentianales; Rubiaceae
Source: the annotation of a GenBank genome assembly
UUGUUUUCUAAAUUCAAUUUCUUAAGAAAUUAAGGUCAAAAAUAUAAUUUUCCUUAAGUUUGUUGCAAUUUUAUGAAAGUAUCAGGCCGCUAAUGGGUUCUUCCUUGGUCGUCUUCGACCGCUGCUACGGAGGAAAUAAUCCCGGAAAACUUCGCCCGCCGGAAAUUCUAAAGGGAACGAGACAGCUUCCGGCAACGUGAAUCCUGACCAUUUGGGUGUAUUGUUCGGAAAUAGGAAGCAAAAGAAGAGGAAUAAAGAGGUCACUGAAGAAACCAGUUCCAAACUGUUCUCAAUCAAUUUGUGUAGCCAGUACAUGCCUUGUACAAUUGUUUGCAGAAUUUUUGAAUCAUGCCUCACAAGAUUGCCCAAAUUCGUCUUGUAAGUUCACAUCCAGAAGUCUAUGAACCGUGUGAUGAUUCAUUUGCAUUGGUUGAUGCACUCCUAGCUGAUCGUAAAAACUUGCUUGGGCACCGUCCCCAUGUUUGCUUGGAAAUUGGUUCUGGUAGCGGGUACGUUAUUACUUCACUUGCCCUUCUGCUCGGAGAGGGAGAAUGUGAUUCUUACUUCGUAGCAACAGAUAUUAAUCCUCAUGCAUUGAAAGUGACUACUGAAACCCUCAACGCACAUGGAGUUCAUGCGGAGUUGAUAAACACCAACAUCGCCUCAGGACUAGAGGCUCGAUUGGCAGGAUUGGUGGAUGUGAUGGUUGUAAACCCGCCUUAUGUGCCAACACCAGAAGAAGAAGUCGGUUGUGAGGGGAUUACCUCUGCUUGGGCUGGUGGAGAAAAUGGAAGAACUGUGAUUGAUAAGAUUUUACCUGUAGCAGACAAACUUCUCUCUGAUAAGGGUUGGUUAUACAUGGUUACACUUACAGCAAAUGACCCUUCUGGUUUAUGCAUAGAAAUGAAGAAGAAAGGUUACGAAUCUCGAAUUGUUUUGCAAAGGUCAACAGAAGAAGAAAGUCUCCAUAUAAUCAAAUUUUGGCGAGACCCUGAGGCAUUAUUGGAGGCAAAUGAAGCAAAAAUGUCAAAUAAAGGAGGUAGUGGUAAUGGUAUCGGUUCAUUGCUUUCUCAGCUUUCACAUAUGUCUUUCUGGAGAAAUGACAAAUAACUUUGCUGCACAAAUGUACUGACUGAGAAAUUUUAGAUAAUGAUAACCUUAGUUUUAGCAGAACAGAAUGAAGUUUUAUUCUAUGGACAUGAAACAAUACAAGACUCGAAAAGUGCGAUUGUCUUUCUACUUGUCAAAAAGUAGUAGAUUUAGUUUCUUCGUGAAGUAGUAGUAGUCUUAUAAUGAAUGUAAAUUUGUUGAAUUGAAAAACAAGGUCGAAUUAUUAAAUAUGUUACGGAAAGAAUUUAAUUUACCGUCUGUA